Messenger RNA from Porites evermanni, 8793 nucleotides. Lineage: Eukaryota; Metazoa; Cnidaria; Anthozoa; Scleractinia; Poritidae. The record is from the annotation of a GenBank genome assembly.
UGCAAGAAAGUGAGAUGGGCAUCACGCCUGGCUGCUAAGAUCUCAAGAUCAAGGGUCAGUCCUACAAGAAGUUCCAAACAAGCUAAACAUGUGAAGCCAGUGAAACAAACUGUGGUAAGUUACCAAACUGUAAGGUUUCUGCCUAUGACUUGUAAUUAAUCUACAAGCAAGAAAGAAUGACUGAAGACUUGUAUGUUAGCUACAUGCGUCUGCUUCAGUGUACCAGGAACUAAACAAUGUACUUUUUAGCAAAUUCGUAAGUUUGUAAAGUAACCAUUUACACAACCUUUUUCUAAGAGGUUGAACGGAAUCAUUAUUUUUUAAACAUUCAUUUUGAAGGUUUAAAAUAGACUAUCAGUUUUUUUCCCUGUACAGUCAAAUCCUGCUUUGUAAAUAAAAGCUUCAUGAACACUUUGUAAUUGUGGACAGUUCUCUUUGUCCUGGGUGUAAGCCCUAAUAUUUUCUAUUCUUUCAACCCACUGAAGGUAAUUCCUUGAUAAGGAUGUACUAUUCAGCAAUAAAAAUACACGUACAGGUGUAUGGGGUCAUGAGCCUGCACGCUUAUUCUUCUAAUAUGUUUUUACUAAGUUACAUGCAAAAUGUUAAAAACUUGAAUGACUGCCAAAAUUUGUUAUUUCAUAGUGCUCAGAAACAUUGCUUAUGUUUCCUUCAGUCUCUGCAUGAAAAGGGUUCAACUGUGUCUUUGUUAAGAACUCUUUGUAUGUUAUUUUGUUACAUGUACAUAGAAUAUCAGACACCUUAAAUUAUAGAUCUUCUAAAUAUGCAUAAAUAUGAAAUGUACAUUCCUGGUUAUCCCAGUAAUCCUGAUCAUCCCAGCCGUCCCAUCCAGUCAACCCAGUCAUCCGGUCAUCCCAGUUAUUGCAGUCAUUCCAGUCAUCCAUGUCAUCCAAAUCAUUGCUGGGUCAUUCCUGUCAUUCAAGUCAUCCCAGUCUUCCUAGUCACCGUGGUCAUACAAGUCGUUCCUGUCAUCCCAGUCAUCCUAGCCAUCCCAGCCAUCCCAGUCAUCCCACUCAUUCAAGUCCACCCCACCAUUUUCUUACCCAGUUGAUCCAAGUCAUCCCAUGUAUACCAGUCAUUUCUGUCAUCCCUGUCAUCUCCAGGCUACCCACUUAACCCAGUCUUCCCAGGUAUUAGAGUCAUCUUCGUCAUCCCAGUGAACUCAGUCAUUCUCAUAAUUCUGGUCAACUCAGCUAUCUGAUGGUCAUUCCAAUUAACCAGGGUACAAAGAAAGUCAUUUUUACAGCUUGUUAGUCGGGCAAGCUUUAAUACUAGCCCAAAUGUCAUUUCAACUAUCCCCCAAAAUUAUUUGAUGAGCAGAAUUGAUUUCACACUUCUUCUGUAAGUUGAAUUCCUCAAAAUGCCUCACUUGCCCGUCAGGCAAGUUACAUUGUAAGAACAGAAUCCACUAACCCAAUAGCAAAAUCCACUAGUCCCAGGCUAUCGGACACUGCUUUCAUUCACUCUAGUAAUCCAAGUAAUGACACCAAACUCACCCAAAAGUCACCCUAGUCAUCCAAGUCACCCUAGUUACCCAAGUCAACCUAGACACACUAGUCAUCCUAGUCACCUAAGUCACCCUAGUCACUGUAGUCACCCAAGUCAACCUAGUCACCCUGGUCAUCCUAGUCACCUUAGUCACCUAAGUCACCCUAGUCACUGCAGUCACCCAAGUCAACCUGGUCACCCUAGUUAACCUAGUCAUGUUACUCACCCAAGUCAACCUAGUCACCCUAGUCACCCAAGUCACCCAAGUCACCCUAGUUACUCAAGUCACCCAAGUCACCCUAGUCACUCAAGUCACCCUAGUCACCUUAGUCACUCAAGUCACCCUAGUCACCCAAGUCAACCUAGUCACCCAAGUCACCUUUGUCACGCAAGGCUUCCAAGUCACCCUAGUCUCCUUAGUCAAACUAGUCACCCUAGUCACCCUUGUCACCCUAAUCACCCAAGUCACCUUGAUCACCCAAGUCCCCCGAGCCCUUGUCACCCUACGCAUCCUAGUCAACCAAUACAGCUUGUCAGCAUUGUCACCCCACUCAUUGAAAUUACCCUGGUCACCCCAAUUACACUAGACGUCCUAGUCACCCCAGCCAGCCUAGUCACCCUAAUUACCCUCAUCAACUUUAAAAACUGCUGUUUUACCUUGUUAAUGUGGUACUCUUACCUUGUUUUAAAAUGACUUGUUCUUCUUUUUGUAGUCAAGUAAAGUAGGAACUACGCUCAUUUAAUUUAACUUGUUGUUCAACUGUUCAAUAGGAUUUGAAGACUGCACUUACAAGACACCUGGAAAAACGGAGAGAUUUUGCCAAGCAGGAAGCGCGAAAAAUUAACGUCCCUUCCUUAAAACAAAGAAAAGCUGUUGGAGAAGAUUCCAUUUCUAAAGGACGCAGAGAGAUAAUAAUUGAGCCCUCGUGUUCAAAGGUAAUCGUAUAGAAAAUUGGAAAUUUAUAUCCAAACUUGGGAAAAGUGCUUUAGCGAGAAAAAAAAUGUAACAGUUUUUUUUUAAAAAGUUAGUUAUGUAAAUGAGGGUAAAUAAGGCAUUUACCUUGCAGGAUCUGAACUCAGCGUCACGAUUAAAGAAGAGACUGACUUGCUUACUACUCGGGUUUUUGUCUGUGUUUAAGCCUUUGUAGACUUGCAGACUUUAAAUAUACCGUCUUCUAUUUUGAAAGUAAAUUUUUUCAAGCGACAGCAUGGAAUUGUAAAAGACUCAAGUGGAUAGAGCGCCGGCCCGGUGUUUGGGAGGUCAUAGGUUCAAAUCCUGUCGGAGACUCAGAUUUUUUCUUUGUCCCACGCUCGUGACAUGUUGAUCAUUUCAUUUCUAUAUUUGUUUCUCCGAGCUUAAAUUUACCAUCUUUCAUUUUUUCACCAAGCGUAGAAUUUUUGUUUUAGUUCCAAAUUUUUAUUCUUUUUAGAACCCUGCCUUCACAUCAGAGGAAAACAGCAAAGUGACAGGUCAUUCAUUUCGUUCCCUUGGUUUAAGAGAGGAUGUACUGAAUGGAUUGAAGGAUUUAUCAAUUUCAAAACCCACUAUGAUUCAGGUAUACAUCAGAAAAUAGCUUAAAGCUUUGUUCCAGAGUUUCUGUAGUCUUCACGUUUUCAAGUUUUGUUUUCCGUUUUAAUCACUGUUGAAUCUUUGUUUUUCUUUAUCGUCGUAGACGUAACAAAACAAUGCACUUUGAAUAAUUAUGUUCACGUUAAAAGACAACACAUACAGUGUAAAAAGAGAAGUUUUUGCGUUUCCUCGAGUGCGGAAGUUUUUCACCACAAAAAUAGAAAAUUUCCCUUUUUAGUUUAGCAAUCACUUUAACUUCACUUGUCGUAGGCGUAUAGAGAAGAGAAGUCACAACGUCACAAAAAGUAAAUUUUGAGAAAUCAUGGGAAAGGUUGGCGUAUCCAGAAAGAACAAGAUAAAAAGUUUCCACUCGGUCAAAAUGAGCCUGUUAGUGCAAAUUGGUGGGGAGAUAUAAGUAGCGUUAUUCUCCGAUGACUCCAUAUACGUCCUUCUAAAAUAGACGUGGAUCGUAACCGUUAAAAUCCAAUCCAAUUUUAGAAAGAUUUGCACGGAUUCAUCAGAGUAUAAUGGUAGUCAUGUCUCCCCUCCAAUUUGCACCAACAGGCCGAUUUUUCGCAAGGGUUUUUUUUUUCAUAUUGUACAUUUACAAAAUCUCUCAAAUUUGAUCUUUUUUUUAAUGACGCCACACAAUGCAAAAAAGGAAUCAAUAAGCCUAAUGUGGCUGGAAUAAUAGUCUUGGGUUGGAGUACAAAACAAUGAAGUCAUUAGUCACUACUGUCUUCUAAAUACAUUAGUACUAAAUAAAGACUUUUUUGUAGAGAAUGGCAAUUCCUCUCAUACUCAAACGGGAACAUGUUCUAUGUGCCGCACAGACAGGUAACUUUUGCUUUUAGUGGUAGCUUCUCAUACUAAGGGUAACUAAAUGUUCCAUAUCAGAGGAUUAUCUCCCGAUGGUAACGAAGUCAAGCAGGAGGAAAAAACUUUACUGUCGACUUAGUUCCUUUAAUUUUCACUUGAUCGUAAGCCCUGCGCGUGCCAAUACGACUUAGACUGCGACUCUCAAUCUCCGCCUUUUGAACACUAACUGUUAUAGUUCAGUAAAAUAGAUAUACCCAAAGAGGCAAUAAAAAACAGAAACCAGGGCCUGUUGUUUUUGUAGCAGGGACGAAAUCUUGCGUGGAUACCAUGUAAGCAGAUUGCAAAACAUGGUUUUGUCGCUCGAAAGGCGAGGAAGCGUAGAUCCUUGAUUAUAUCGUAAGCUUGUCGCUCCUGUAGGGCGUGGGUGCUCAUUUUUUCAUCCCCACCGCGGACAGUCUGAUGGAACAUGGUCGGUAUUAACCGCACGAAUUCGAUAGACCAAUGGACCAAUGCCAAAAAUAUACAACUGUUCUUAAACUAGACUCAUCGCUUGCGCAGACGAUAGGGCUUGUCCAGGCUACUCAGAUAACGAUUCUAAUUCUACUGAGUUUAACUGACUUCUAAACUUGAUCUGUGCUCCAGUGACAAGUGGUUGAAUGCCGAAUAUAACCGAGAGGAACUAGUUUUUAACUACCAUGUACCCAACAAACAUUAUAGGGAAACGUAAAUUUAUGUUACCGAUGUUUGACGUGUCUUAUCAAAAUUUUAGGUACAGGAAAGACUCUCGCCUAUCUCUCACCGAUAGUUCACCAUCUGCGAGAAGAGCAGGAUCAGGGCGUGAUAUCACGUCUUAACAGACCUCGGGCUCUUAUUGUUUUACCUAACAGGGAACUUGCUUUCCAAGUUUUAGUAAGUGGUGUCAUCCUCAUUAUUAUUGUUGUUCGCGUCAGAAAGCGCAUAAGGCCUUUGUAAGUGGCACCUGAUAAAUAUGAAUUUAUACAUCACCAUCCAUUUGGAUCACAACGUGAAAUGACAAAACCAGUUUCCGACGUAUGCGUAACGAUUUUGAUUUUUCCUUUUUGACAAACCCUCGGCGAGAAAACAAAUAACGAUAAUUUCUGAGUACUUUGUGCAAAUUAGAACAGACUUCUCUUGUAAAAAGUGGGUUCGUUGUCUUUUACCUUCUGAUCUGUUACAAUUAUAGGCCCGUAAACCUUUCAAAUCACUCAUGAUUACUGUUUUCUACUCAAUGGUUCCUUAAUAAACACCAAACUGCUUCGGCAGUCAGUGGAAGUAACGUGUUUUUAGCUAUGCUAUUUCUUUUUUAGAAAGUGGCAAAGUCGUUGUCUCAUAACGCACGCUUCCGGUCAGCUCUUUUAACUGGAGGAAGAAAGCUAGUAAGUUGGAAAUGAUUAUUGACUAUAUACCAGUUCUGAUAGGGGGCAGCGGUACUGAGCGGUGAAUGGUUUGCACUUGCAAUCCGGGUGCUUCAAGUCCAAGCCUUUUUUUCGUGACAUAGUCUAGCUGGUUUUGUUCUCAUUUGUACCCCCCGAAUUUAACUCCUCAGCAACGCUUGCAAAUAGCCAACUGGUUUGCCUCCAGCUAAUUGGGGUACUCGUUUUGUAAUUUCAAUUAUUUGUUUCUGUCUUUUUUUGUGGCCUACAAUUCAAACUACGGGUUACCAGUAUUUGUGUGGCCCCUACACAAGGUCAUUCAGUUCCCCUUGUUCUUUAACUAAAGCGGCAGGUAAAUCGGAUGGCCCUAUGCGAUAUUUAUGUUUUCGUUUAUUUCGUUUGUAUGCACAUAUUUUAUACUGUUUAAAAUUUCUCUUCCAGGCAUACGCCCGUCUCGUUUAUAUGUUAACCUAGAACCACUUCCGGUGCUUAUAAGUCGUGUUUCAUGGUAGCUCUUUUUGUAUUUAGCAUUGUUACAAGUGAUUUUAUGCUUAAGCGAAGUAUCAUUAUCUAGGGUGGACAAUGCGUUUACAGCGCGGGGUAAUUUCUCUUUCGAAGCAUCUCCAAAAAAAAGAAAGGUUAAUGAAUUGUGUUUUGCUGUUGUUGUAUUUUGUUUUCUUUUUCCUUAGAGAGUUUUAAAGUCAGGGUUUGAAUCUCCAGUUGAUCUUCUUGUCGGAACACCAGGAACGUUACUGGAAUUUCUAGAAAGAGGUAAAGGGUAAAGAAGUUUAAUGAUCGCAAUAUGUUUCGUUAAAAUCGCCCAUGUUCAACGGUGGUAGGCCAUUGGGCCUUACUCACACGGCGGCCAUAUUGUCCCGAGAGACUGAAAAAGCUUUGUUUUACCAGCCUCGACCUCGCAGUAAAAAACUUGGGAGCGAGGCUAGAGAGGUAAAACAAAGCAACUUUAGUCUCUCGGGACAAAAUGGCCGCCGUGUGACAAAGGCCCUUUGCACGAUGGCAUUAUUUCACUACUACGGCCAGAAUCCUUUUCGUUUUCUCUUUCAUAUUUGAAUUUGGUACCCAGUGAGGUUUAAAUAACAGAGGCCGUAAUUUGCACAAGAGAGCAAAACCCUGAAGGAUUCUUGUCGUGGUGAUAAAUGACGUCACCGGUCAAAUGGCUUCAAAUUUUUAACCAUUUCUUAGGUUUUUUUGCACCGCGUCUAUUCAGGCUCCCAUUGACUUUUUUUUCAAAAUGUUCAGUAUGUUUUGUGAUCUUUAAUUAUCUUCUUCAGGUCGAUUGUUUCUCUCGGACGUGUCUUACCUGGUAAUUGAUGAAGCUGAUACUAUGUUUGACAAAACCUUCAAAAACGACACCAUGCAACUUCUUGAAACAAUUAACGUAAGUAUACAUAAAGGUUGCGUUUUCUGAGACUUGUCUAGCUUAGAAGCAUCAAACCCGAAGUCCUCCACAUUUCCUACGUGGUGAAAAGCAAUUCAUGCUUAAUGUCAUUGUAAGAGGAAAUAAGCUGAACUUCAGGGAAAAGUUGCUAGGUAGUCCUAGGUGAUAGCCUUUCAGUACCACUGUUGCUGAAAUUAAAAAAUGUACGGUACAUAUCCCAAACCAAAUGAAACCAUGUAAAAGUAGAGCUGAAGAGGUUUCGUUUCUAUUGUAAUACUACAGGAUUUCGUGCACAGACUCAUAGAACUGCAUCAGUAUUUUCACAAUUGACUUAGGGGAGCAGUUCUGGCGCGAGGAUUUGUGAUAUCGAUGGUUUCCAAGAGCAACAGUUAACUAAUCACAGCUCAUUGGUUUCUCAAACAAUCCGGCCCAGAAGACUUACGGUCAUGUUAUACGAGAUGAUUCGCAACGAGGAUUUUUAGCGCAGCACAACGUUACAACGUUGUCGCAACAUUGUUUCGAAUAGUUACAACAUUGUUCCAACAUUGCAAAGACUUGUUGCGCUAAAAAUCGUCGUUGCGAAUCGUCCCGUCUAACAUCACCUUUAACGCAAAAAGCUUGUGUCCAUUCUCCUUCAAAGUUCUGUAGUGGUUUUAUUUUCGAGGUAGCAUCGGCUGUGGCCUGUUUUAGCAUAUAGUUAAUGAUACAUUUGUCAUGUAGUUAUUCUUUUCUCAGAUAAGACAAGACAAACCGUCCCAUCGCUCUAGUUUACCUAACGACGCGCAAGUUACUGUUGUCUGUGCGACAUUACCACAAGAAUUGCUCGAGGAUAGACUCCAAGAUAUUCUGCCGGUAGGGUGGAUAGAGCAUAUCGGCCAUAAGAAAAGUUUAGCACCUUUUGGUAAGGCAGAAUGCUUAUUCAAGACAGGUAGCUAAAGCAGGCGGCCAAGUCCAUGGGCGAAAAAAAGAAUGGGAAAUUAAAAACGUGUAGGCAAUGGAAGGCGCGGGAGAACGUGUAGCUACUAGCCAAUGAGAACGGAAACCGUGAUAACGUGUAAGGAAAAGUGUAGCUGAUCUUUGGAAAACGCGAAAGUGAUCAAAAGCGCGGGAAGCCUUUAUCGGUGCCUACGGUGGAAAAGCCUUUGUCAAAAGUGGACAAACGUGUGCCUUUUAGCAAGAGUAGAAAUGAACUUAUGAGUCACAUGACGUGUUUCUUAAGUUUUGCCCUCUAAAAGACAAGUUAGUGUUUUUUUGAGUCAGAGUUCUUCUUAAGCAAUAGUGUUCAGGUUCUUAUUCAAGCAUGAACAUUUACCACUUAAAUGUUGCUCUCCUCUUCUCUCCAGCAUUUACAGGCUUGUACGUCUAGCCAUCACCGUAUCCUGCCACAUGUGAGACACAAGUUUGUGAAAAUCCCACAAAAUGAUAAACCAGGUAAUUAAUACAAAAUUUGUAUUUAUUUUGAUCGCUUUCACCGACAGAAAAAAAAAAUUAUAAGAAAACGAUUAAAUCAAUAAGUAACAAAUCAACGAAAUGUAGGCGGUACCAUUGCCACAAAAAGUUAUAGUUUUAAUGGCCUUUAUUUGAAAUCUAGUGUAGGAUUUGAUCCGCAGGCUCAAGCAUUUCAUUCUCAGACCUGAAAUAGAGGAACACCUUGUACAGGAUAAUAAACAGUACUAAACGGGAACACAAGAAAGUACUGCUCUGUAGCUUUCACUUGAAUGCGUGUACUUUAAGAUGUCAUUUACAGUCUCAAAAAUGUGAACCACCUUGUACAACAUAACAAGCACCACGACCAGUAAAAAUACUUCUGAGUACAGAGCUUCUAAUUGAAUGGAGUUUAUCCAGCCAAUCGUUACUUACAAAUCAGCCUUUUGGAUAUUUACAAUGAUCUUUUUGCUAUUAAGGACCUUGUUUUGUUUCUCUCUUUUCAUGCAGAGAAACUUUUAGAACUUCUGAGAGAAGACCUGUCGUUGCACAAUCAGCGAACUGUCGUGUUCUGCAACACUACACCAAGCUGUGAUUUUAUAGGACAUUAUCUCACAAAUAACGGCAUCUCACAUAUCAAACUCCACAGCACCAUUGCUAUUGAGGUAGAGGAACUUAGA